Brienomyrus brachyistius is the source of this 5688-nucleotide messenger RNA. It is a transcript of the gene sema4c, whose product is annotated as sema domain, immunoglobulin domain (Ig), transmembrane domain (TM) and short cytoplasmic domain, (semaphorin) 4C. Gene Ontology annotation, biological process: negative chemotaxis; negative regulation of axon extension involved in axon guidance; muscle cell differentiation. Bases 837 to 3416 code for a protein of 859 amino acids. Gene Ontology annotation, molecular function: chemorepellent activity; semaphorin receptor binding. NCBI's taxonomy places the organism in Eukaryota, Metazoa, Chordata, Actinopteri, Osteoglossiformes, Mormyridae. The transcript is spliced from 15 exons. The record is from RefSeq and is a predicted model, not a curated record.
CUGCAGGUAUUGUCGCAGUAGACGUGAAAAUCCAUUAAGAUGGUCAGAACACUAAAAGGACCAAGCCGAUGGUUUGAUUGUUAUUAUCUGAAGAACAUGUUUUUUGCCAGCAGCCUGUAUUGUAGUAUUGGUAUUAUUAUUCAAAAUAUUUCGGACUAUAGACUAUAUGGUAUUCUGUGUGUUUUGUCCGGGGCUGGAUUAGGCGAAAUGCUCUGGAGUCCGCUUCGUGUAUCUGCUGAGCCACGUCUAUAGCCGUCCGUACCCGGAUACCCGGAGCAGGAGCCGCACACUCGGCUGGAAAUAAGGCUGGUCUCUGUACGAAUAAAGGCGUUGCGCAUAUCCUCCCAGACGGGCUUAUCCGUGCAGGGAGAGGCAGAGCCUGUGUGUCGGUGUGUGUGUGUGUGUGUGUGUGUGUGUGUGUGUGCGUGUGUAUUUUGGAAGCGGACCGGGUUCAUGCGUCCUCCCUACGGGCUCCUAUUACAGCGCAGGGCGAGUGUGGAGCCCACGACGGAGACGCGCUUCUAUGGCCACUAUUAACAGCAUCGUUUUCACAGUUUCCCCAGAAAUCCAGGAUAAACAAAAGGGUCGGAGUUUGUGAGGAGUAAACACACACUCACACACACACGGACACACAAACGUACAGCCAGCAUUACGGGUGUCCGUGAUCUCCCGGACCCUACAGACCGCAUCAGGAAAGCGGAUAUCUGUUAUUCUGCACUUUCCCGGAGCGGCUUUCGGAUCGGGAAUACCGCAUGAACAGCUGAACAGGCAGCGCAAAAGUCCGAUUACCGGCCCUCCUCCUCGGCUGCCCCUUCUGUUAGAAAUCUUAAGGAGUGAUGGGCGGGGCCGGACUACAGCUGCUGUUGCUCCUGAUUGGCUGGGGGAGGGUCAUGUGUCUGAACUGGAACCCGGUCCCACGAAAGACAGUGUUAUACAGCGAUGUGUGCGACAGCAUGCCGCGGUUCCGGGCUCCCGGCUGGUGGAACUACACGCUGCUCCGGUUAGAAGACCACGACAGGGUGCUGUAUGUGGGUGCGAGGGAAGCCAUCUUCGCCCUGGACCCCAGCAACAUCAGCAGGCAGCUGAGAGCGCCGGUUGAGUGGCAAGCACCACUGGAGAAAAAGCGGGAGUGUGUUUCCAAGGGCAAGAGCAACCAGACCGAGUGCUUCAACUACAUCCGCUUCCUGCAGAGCUACAACCAAACGCACCUCUACAGCUGUGGCACCUAUGCCUUCCAGCCCAAGUGUACCUACAUUAACAUAAAUGGCUUCACACUUAACAGCGCCGCCCUGGAGGAUGGCAAGGGCAAGUGCCCUUAUGACCCAGCCAAAGGACAUACAGGGCUGAUAGUUGACAAGGAACUGUACUCAGCCACACUCAACACCUUCCUGGGCACGGAGCCAGUCAUACUGAGGAGCCUGGGACAGCAGCACUACACCAUGAAGAGCGAGCACUUGCCAACCUGGCUCAAUGAGCCGGACUUUGUGGCCUCGGCCCUGGUGGAGGAGAGCAGAGGGAGCCCCGAGGGAGAUGACGACAAGAUUUAUUUCUUCUUCAGCGAGCGUGCCCAGGAGCUGGACUGCGACAGCGAGCUGACGGUGGCCCGUGUGGCUCGAAUUUGCAAGGGGGACGUUGGUGGCACUAGGACUCUGCAGAAGAAGUGGACCACGUUCCAGAAGGCGCGGCUGAUGUGCUCCCUCCCCGAGCGCCAUGUCACCUUCAACAACCUGCGCGCCGUCUACACCGUGAGCCAGCCUGACUGGAGGAAUACCGCCUUCUACGGCAUCUUCCACGCACAGUGGGGCGACGUGGAUGUGUCGGUGGUUUGCCAGUACCGAAUUGCCGACGUUAGGAAGGUGUUCGAGGGGGCCUACAAGGAGCUGAGGGAGCCGUCGCAGAGGUGGGGCCGCUACACAGGGCCCGUACCAAGCCCACGGCCCGGCGCGUGCAUUACCCGCUGGCACCGGGAGAAUGGCUACAACAGUUCUCUGCAGCUGCCAGACGCCACCCUCAGCUUCGCCAAGAAGCACCCACUGAUGGAGGAGCAGGCUCAGGCACGCCCCCUGCUGCUCACGAAGGGCAUAAACUUCACACAGCUGGCUGUAGACCAGGUCAUCUCUCUGGACCAGAGGGUGUACAGCGUGCUGUUUAUUGGCACAGCGCAUGGCUGGCUGCAGAGGGCGGUCAUCCUAGGCUCCGAGGCCCAUGUCAUUGAGGAAAUCCAGCUUUUUGAAUCUCCACAGCCCGUGGACAGCCUCACAAUAUCACACUUGACGAAAUCUCUCUAUGUUGGCUCCAGAACAGAAGUUCUUCAGCUCCCUCUGGCCAACUGCAGUCGCUAUCAGUCCAGUCCAGACUGCCUUUUGUCCCGCGACCCCUACUGUGCCUGGGACAACGAGGGGCGGGCCUGUGUCCGUGUGGACCAGCAUCGCGGGUCCACCUCGACACUUAUGCAGGACCUCCUGCUGGACAGGUUCAGCCGGGGCAAUGCCAAGUUUGAAAAGCCAGUUUCCAUUCCCAGCCCAGAACACUCAGUGCUACGGAAUGUCACGGUGGUGGUGGGAUCUGACCUGGUGCUGCCCUGCCAGCUGGUGUCUAACCUGGCACAACCGUCCUGGCUGCUGAACGAGCGGGAGCUGCUGCAGGGCCCCGAGGGGGCUGUGGGGGCCCGCUUCGACAGGGCCCUGCGUGCUCUGGUCAUCCCUGACGCGGGGCCCAUGCAGGCCGGUCGCUACACCUGCUACUCAGAGGAGCAGGGCGUACGCUUCCAGACAGAGCGCUUCCAGGUGACGGUGGUGGCCAGCGCCCCCGUGGUGAUGAAGGCACGGGCCCCCGACGCCAGCAUGGGGCUCUUCUGGGUGCUGGUCAUCACUCUGGGGGCCGCCUGCCUGCUGCUGAUGGGCGUGGCCCUGUACCUGCGGCGGCGCCUCAAGCUGGCCCUGGGCAAGGGCGCCGAGAUGAAGCCCCUGGAGAGCACGCUGGUCUACCCCAUCACCCUGCCCAAAGAACCGCCCACCUUCGUGCCCAGCAAGAUGUCCGGCGACGAGGAUCGCUUCUGGGAGACGGGGGGCAACUAUUACUACUCGGAUGGCUCGCUGAAGAUCGUGCCUGGCCACGCGCUGUGCCCCGGGAGCAGCUCGGCCCCCCCCAGCACCAUCCCCGGGCAGCCCAUUCACUCACCGAGCCGACUGAGCCUUACUAACAUCCGCGGCUCCGGGAGCAACGGAUAUAUCCGGCUCAACAUGAGCGCGGCUGGAGAGGAGCGGGCCGGCGGGGGCGGGGCAGGGGGCGGAGGGCUGGGCGCCGGGGGCAGUCUGGGGAAUGACUACACAAGCCCCUUCAAGGAGGAGCUGCUCCGCACCCUACAGCAGAGGAGCGUGCUGCCAGACGCCAACCCCGAGGAGUCCUCCGUGUAGCCGAGCGCGGAACCGAGUCCAGCGGCGGCGGCAUCGGCUCGAUUCAGCUACCUCCCUCCCUGUGCAGAAUCCUCUCUCUCGAUACGGUCCCCUCUUGCCAGACCCUGUGCUGCUCUCUCUCAUCCGAUCCCCCCCCCCCAACCCGCGCCUUUCCAUUGGGGUCACAUCCCCGGAAUUUUGCCCAUGGGCGGACUCCCCUCCACUUUAGCACCAUGUGUUGCAUUUGCGUUAUUUUGCUCUGAAAUCCCUUGGAUGGUGUACAUGUUGUAUUUAAAACCUCUGUAUUUAUGCUAGACGACCGCAAGCAUGGCGAUCGAGAAAGCGGAUGUUUCUGAGCUUAAAAGAUCUGGUACUUUACACUUCAUGUCUGCGAGUCAUUCCAGGCAGUACCACACCGGUUCAGUGACACAGACUGCAUGUCAACGGAAAACCCGAAAAUAUGUUUUGGAGAAUCUGUCUUUUUUUCUCUGGACUUAACCGGUCUGUUAAACUGGUUGUUUUCUGUGAAAGUGAAAAAGAAGGAGAGAGAGAGAAAGAGAGAGAGAGAGACAGAGACAGGCAUGAACUAAAGACUGAAAAUAAGAUGACAAUCAUAUUCUUCUGUCGGGGGGCGGGUGAACUUCAGGACAAUCGGAGCGAGAGAGAGAGCACAGAAGGAGCUGAAUGCCACAAAGCAAAUGAAGGAUAAAGCUCAUGGGCUCCUUAAAAACUGUUUGUACUUUUUUCAACACCGUCUUGCUUGUUUAUUGCUCUUGUGAAAAUAAUAUAUUGUGAUAUUGUUGAUUAUGACUUUUUUUCAAACUGCUACUUUAUUUAUGUAUGAGACUGCGGCAGUAAUAACUUACGGCUUUAAAGCUCUCUAGCCGUAUGAAGGAACGGCCAGGGGUGCGUGGCGGCGCCCUCUGCCCGCCGUUAACCUGCGCAGAGCUGCCCUUUUCGGAGGCCAGGAGCAGAGUGAGGUGGUGAAAUCACACAGACUCUGUCUUAAUAUCCGGCGAGAGCGUUGAUGAUCUUAAAUGAUGUAUUUUGACACGUUCAAGGGCUGGAGAAGUUUAAUACUGCCACAAUCACAGCCGACGUCUCUCUCUCAGUUAUGCGGGGUCCAUGUGUCGUGGUGGACAGCUUUGUGUGUUGUGGGUGGGCGGGUUUCACUGCGCCCUCACCUGUGACGCUAGGGAGCAUCGGAGAGGGCGCUGCACCCCUACGGGCACACAGGCGGACGGAGCCGGACGACCGGCGGCGCAGGUACAGCCGGGGCCUCCGCAGGGUCGCCGUGUCCCUCCACCGUGCAUAGGGGGCGUCUCUCGCUAACCGUCGCCCCACCCUCUCUCUGGCGCUGUCCCGUUCCUUGCAGACGUUCCCCCCUGCACCCACCACAACCCCGUGUGAAGCUGGGCUCGCACGCCGACUCUGAUUUCUCUUCGUGAAGAAGAAGAAGGUGUGAAUUUUGAUGAAGAUUCCAGGUGAAGAGGUACGCUGCACUUCCCCAAAGGCCGGACUGAGAUCCGAUCAGGCUUUGAACUGGAAAAUAACAUCACGCCCUGUUCCCUCAGGCUGCACCUCUUCACCGGGGGAAAAGCCAAAGACGACUGCAAGUGUUUAUUUCUCUCUGCCUGAUUUUUUUUCCACACUUUUUCUUUCUGAUUGUAAAUCUUCAAAAUCCUCCCUGAACCCAAAACGUAAUCCAGCCGGUGCCUCUCCUACUCACAGACAGCUAGACGAGAUUAGAACACACCUUGUUAUCUACCAGUCUAUAGGCUGUUUCAGUGCUGUUUCAUUUCAUCGCUGCCCCUACAGAUUAGUGAUGUGUAACAUACAGAUCAUGUACUUAGGGUUUUACUCAAUUUGCUGUCACGCUGAAGCCUUUGCUUUGCAUGCGUUGGCCCCAGAGCUUCGUAAAACGAAUCCAUCCAUCCAUCCGUCACUCAUCUGCUGAGGAAGCCCCUCAGAGAAUGGACUGAUGUCUGGAAACCUUGGGGAAUCCCUCACUCUGAGCCAGGCCCCCCCCCCCUCACGCCCCCACCCAGACACGUGCAUCUUUUUAAAUGUUGUUUACACUCCACAGCUUUAAUUUUGUUUUUAUACUUAUCAUUUGAACACAUUUGAAAAGCUGUUACAUAAUUUGUCUGCUUGAGUCUUAGUUUUUGUUUAUUACAGGAUUAUGUUGUUUGUAACUUAUUUUGCCUGUAUAAAACAUCAGUAUUUAUUGUCACUGUAAAUAAGUUGUUAUUUUUAUAUAUAUAUAUAAAUAUAAAUAAAGGUAGGGAUGGCA